This is a messenger RNA of Sphaerulina musiva SO2202, 1261 nucleotides long. RefSeq names its product NADP-dependent mannitol dehydrogenase. The record is from RefSeq and is a predicted model, not a curated record. Gene Ontology annotation, cellular component: intracellular anatomical structure. Gene Ontology annotation, molecular function: oxidoreductase activity, acting on NAD(P)H, oxygen as acceptor. Lineage: Eukaryota; Fungi; Ascomycota; Dothideomycetes; Mycosphaerellales; Mycosphaerellaceae. The transcript has a single exon. Bases 131 to 931 code for a protein of 266 amino acids.
GUCCGAAGCUCUCUCUCUCUCUCUCUCAUCAUACUUACUAUCAUCUCUUUGACGAUCAUCACAUUGUCAACAGAACCAUCACCUUCAUCCCAUACCACGCUCCAACAUCACCACCACACAAUCUGCCAAGAUGGUCCAAAGAAUCCCAGAAGCCGAGGGCCUCCUCGACAUGCUUUCCAUGAAGGGAAAGGUCGUCGUCGUCACUGGUGCCUCGGGUCCCAAGGGUAUGGGUAUCGAGGCUGCUCGCGGAGCUGCUGAGAUGGGUGCCGACGUGGCCAUCACAUACGCUUCCCGUCCCGAGGGCGGAGAGAAGAACGCGAAAGAGCUUGCGGAGAAGUAUGGCGUCAAGGUCAAGGCAUACAAGUGCCAGAUCGACAACUACGAGAGCGUGGAGAAGCUCGUCAAGGACGUCAUCCAGGACUUUGGCAAGAUUGACGCCUUUGUCGCCAACGCCGGUGCCACUGCGGAUUCUGGCAUCCUCGAUGGCUCUGUUGAGGCCUGGAACCACGUCGUCCAGAUUGACUUGAACGGCACCUUCCACUGUGCCAAGGCUGUCGGCCACCACUUCAAGGAGCGCGGAACGGGAUCUCUCGUCAUCACAUCUUCCAUGUCAGGCCACAUUGCCAACUUCCCACAAGAACAGACAUCCUACAACGUCGCCAAGGCCGGCUGCAUCCACAUGGCCAAGUCCCUGGCCAACGAGUGGCGCGACUUUGCCCGUGUCAACUCCAUCUCGCCCGGUUACAUCGACACUGGUCUCUCCGACUUCGUGGCCAAGGACGUGCAGAAGCUGUGGCACUCCAUGAUCCCCAUGGGCCGUGACGGUCUCGCCAAGGAGCUCAAGGCCGCUUACGUCUACUUCAUGUCGGACGCAUCCACCUACACGACUGGUGCCGAUCUCAUCAUUGACGGUGGUUACUGCUGCCGUUAAAUGUCAUACGACGUUGUUUUUUGUGACGAGCCAUGAGAAAAAAAAAGGAACGGUCGGCUUUUCAUUUUUGCCGUCGUGACAAUUCCAGCAAUUGUGAAUUGCAGGGGGAAGCUACUGCAGCUUACCUCACAUACACACUACCACAUCCUCGAGAGAGAGAAGGGCUUGAGAUAAAAAAACCUGUACCGUAGCUGUACUUCAGACUGUAUGCUACGUUUUGAUGAAACGACGAGGCCACUUGCACUUCUCAUUGUUCAUGCUCUAUAUCAAACCUCAUGUAUACCUGAUGUACUCGCUUUCGCAAACCCCAUGCCUUGUAUAUGACUUUAC